Messenger RNA from Ceratotherium simum simum (southern white rhinoceros), 2799 nucleotides. It is a transcript of the gene C27H21orf91, whose product is annotated as chromosome 27 C21orf91 homolog. The record is from RefSeq and is a predicted model, not a curated record. Lineage: Eukaryota; Metazoa; Chordata; Mammalia; Perissodactyla; Rhinocerotidae.
UCCGCUGCGGCCGGAAACAAUAGUGGAGAAGCCGGAGCCGCGCGGAACGGUUGUGGCGGCGCGCGGAGGCGGACGGGGCACUAUGACCGAAGAGGAGCAGUUUGUAAACAUUGAUUUGAAUGAUGACAACAUUUGCAGUGUUUGUAAACUGGGAACAGACGAGGAAACACUCUCCUUCUGCCACGUUUGUUUUGAGCUAAAUAUUGAAGGAGUACCAAAAUCGAAUCUCUUGCACACCAGAUCAUUAAGGGGCCAUAAAGACUGCUUUGAAAAAUUCCAUUUGAUUGCAAACCAGGAUUGUCCUCGAUCUAAGCUUUCAAAAAGUACCUAUGAAGAAGUUAAAACCAUUUUGAGUAAGAAGAUAAACUGGAUUGUACAGUAUGCACAAAAUAAGGAUCUGGAUUCAGAUUCUGAAUGUUCUAAAAAUCCCCAGCAUCACCUGUUUAAUUUCAGGCAUAAACCUGAUAAAAAGUUACUCCCACAGUUUGACUCCCAAGUACCAAAGUAUUCUGCAAAAUGGCUAGAUGGAACUACAGGUGGCCUCUCAAACUGUACACAAAGAAUUUUGGAGCAGAGGGAAAAUACAGACUUUGGGCUUGCUAUGUUACAAGAUUCGGGUGCCACUUUAUGCCAUAAUAGUGUACUGUGGCCUCAUAGUCACAGCCAGGCACAGAACAAAGAGGAGACAGUCUCUAAUCCAGAAGCUAAUGUCCAGACCCAGCAUCCACAUUACAGCAGAGAGGAGUUGAAUUCGAUGACUCUUGGUGAGGUAAAGCAACUGAAUGCAAAGCUCGGACAGCAGAUACAGGAAGUUUUUGAAGAGUUAACACACCAAGUACAAGAAAAAGAUUCUUUAGCCUCACAGCUCCAUGUCCGCCAUGUUGCCAUUGAACAGCUUCUCAAGAACUAUUCCAAGUUACCAUGUUUGCAAGUGGGGCGAACAGGAAUGAAGUCACACCUACCCAUCAACAACUGAACUACACUUACACUUAUUUCUUAAGCCCUUAUGCCCUACCAUUUAUUGAUCUGCCAAGCAUGCAGACUUUGAAGAAGCUGAAGAAAGUCAUGGUCGGUUUUUUUAUGGUUGUUAAAUUUGUAAAGCUCAAGGCAAUAUUUAACAUCUUUGUCAAAUAAAGCAGAUCAUUAUGCUCUAUUCUUCUAGGGAUAAUCAUUUUGGUUCAUUUUGGGCAUCUUUUUUCCCAUAAUUACUAAAUGGCCCUCCCUAACUUUUACCACAUGUGACUACUUAAAUAUACUGUUACAGUGUGUUUUUAUUAAACAUAUUUUAAUGUAAUUCGCCUGUCAAAACAAUAGAAGGUUAAACUCCUUAAUUAGUCUAAACUACUAAAGAUAACUUUUAAGAGGGAAAUGGAAUUCAUAAUAUCACCUCUUAUUUAUUAUGAGCAAUAUUUUAAUAUGAAAAUUUUAUAUAUAAAAAUGCUAUUUUAGGUACCUUUCCCAUUCUCUUUAUAAAUGUGUAUUUGAAUGGCUCUGUAUAUUAUAUUUACACUUUCAUGUGUGAAUGUUCACCCAUAUUUCAGAUCACUGCAUUUUAUUCUCUUAAUAUACUGUUUUUACAACUAUUAUUUUGUUUUUCAGAGAUAAAUGUAUUUUGGAGUAGAAAUCUAUCUAGUUAAAUUGUUUUGACUUCUGAUAACUCUUAUGAAAGAGGAAUUAAUAACUUUUUAAAGCAAGUAUCCAAGAAAAUAAAAUACAUUAUUUUUUUCUAACAAAAGUAGUUCUGAGUUAGUUCAGGAAGAAAAUGCUAAUCUAGUUUUUGUAUGUUAGCUUGUCUCCAUAGAAGUAAGCCUCUUCUCCUUCAUUAUUACUUUCAUUCUAAUGACUUUGAUGUGUUAAAAUUCAGAUACAGUAAGUCAGGCCUCACUUCCAAGUCAAAUGUAAUAUCUGUCUUCAAAUUGAGUGUGCUGUGAAAUUGUUGUCCUAUCUUUGAAAAAAACUGAAAUUAUUCGGUGUGCCACUUUGGAUAAAGGUCCAAGAAUCCUUAAACUGUCCAAAUUCUGUUAUCAACAUCAUUGAAAUUAGUGCCCAAAGAAAGCAUCGUGAGGUAUUUUUCUAAACUUUAGAAUCUAAAGGAAAAGAGAAGAUUGCUUGACACAGAAAAACAAAACUCUAAUGCAAAAAUUAAGCCCAUUUUGUAAAGGAUAUUCUUAAAAAUUGACUGUGAUGUUUCCAGAGAGUUCUGAACUAAUAGGUUGUCUCAAACAGCUAGAUAAGUUUUUUAAUAACGUAUUAUAGUAAAAGCUAUAACCAAUGCAGAAUCAAAAUGGGCUCUAAAUUCUGUUUUCAGUUGGUGCUUAGAAUGUAUUUAUGAGGUGAGAGCCUUUGCUUGAAAGAAUCUGCAGAAUAGCCCAUUAACUUGGCAGCUUCAGGCGUAAAGAUACGAAUGACUUCUCCCUUAAAUUUGGCAGCGUGCCCUGGCUUGGGUCAGAUUUUAGUCUUGAACACAAACAGUAUUUGACUAAGGAAAGAAACGCCUCAAUCUAGUAGAAAACAGCUUUUUGUAAUGUUAAGAUGUGUUAAAUUUGCGUGAGAGUAUUAAUGGAUAUCUCACUGAUUUUGUUCUGUUUUCUUUGAAGUAUGACAUAACUGCUUUUUGGAGGGAGCUUUUGAAAGAUGCUUUCAAUUACUCUCGAUUCUUUGAGUCAUCCAAAAUGAAUUUAAAAUCCAGAGAGUGGGGAUGCAUUGCCUUAGUUUUGAGAAGCUUUGAAUUGAAUGUGUGCAAUAUCAAAAUCUCCAUAAAUUUACAAGUUGAAUAAAGACAUUUCCUCAUGAUGCCAG